CUCUUUCCUUCCCUUAUAUAUCCCUUCUUAAAUCGGGUUUUUUUCCCCAUCCAAUUUCCACAAACGUCUUCACCAGUUCGUUUUCGUUCGCAAGAUCAAAGCCCUCUCUUAUCCUUCUCGACUCCUUCUUGACUACCAUAACAGAUCGACCGUUUCCUUCAAAUCUCUUAGGUAAGGAAGAAUGGAGUCCAGCAGGGGUAAUGGAAUUCAACUCCUUCUAGCUGCAGAGCAAGAAGCUCAGCACAUUGUCAAUGCUGCAAGAAAUGCAAAAUUGGCUAGGCUGAAACAAGCCAAGGAUGAGGCUGAAAGGGAAGCUACUGAAUUCCGCGCCCAAAUGGAAGCUCAAUAUCAGGCAAAGCUGACAGAGACCAGCGGUGACUCGGGUGCUAAUGUGAAGCGGCUGGAACAAGAAACCCAGGUGAAGAUUGGUCACCUGAAGGAGGAGGGUUCCAGAAUCUCUCAUGAUGUUAUAGACAUGCUGCUGAGGCAGGUUACCACAGUUAAGAAUUAGGAGGAUGUUGAUCGAUUGAUACUCUGGUCAGCCAGGUUCUUUUCCGGAGAGAGUGAGUGAUGAACACUGUGAUGUGUAAUAUGUUGAAGGAGAGAUACUGGGAGUUGGUAGCUUGGUGUGUAUGUCAAUUGCCUUCGAAUCUACAUACUUUUAUGACGUUGUAUUGUUUGAUCAUGGACUUCUUAUUCGCGGUGUUGGAAUAAAUUCUCCUAUUGUAGUGUUGACAAGUAAAAUCCUGGUGGGCGACUGGGCGGCAUGUUCAUCAUUUACAGAAAUGAAACUGUAAACCGUAGCUGUUGAGGAAGACAGUCGGUGGGUUCUCUUCUCAGCUAAUCCACGCCUUGUGUUGGUGGCCGACGCCACUGCCAUCGUUGCUGCUGCAUUCUAUGGGCCAUAUAUUG
Messenger RNA from Linum tenue, 912 nucleotides. The record is from the annotation of a GenBank genome assembly. NCBI's taxonomy places the organism in Eukaryota, Viridiplantae, Streptophyta, Magnoliopsida, Malpighiales, Linaceae.